Ylistrum balloti is the source of this 1233-nucleotide messenger RNA. RefSeq names its product globin-5-like. NCBI's taxonomy places the organism in Eukaryota, Metazoa, Mollusca, Bivalvia, Pectinida, Pectinidae. Gene Ontology annotation, molecular function: oxygen binding; heme binding. The record is from RefSeq and is a predicted model, not a curated record. The coding region runs from base 1 to 588 and encodes 195 amino acids. The transcript has 3 exons.
AUGGGAUGUAAGCAGUCUGCGCCUGAAACCAAUACGAGGUCACUAACAGAGGCAGAGGAGGCCAUGGCGGAUAAGUUACCGGAGCCUGCUCCGCCAGCUCCCACGGAUCCACGAUUGCCACUGGACCCUAGACAAGUAUUCAAGCUUAAAAAGUCUUGGAAGGGCAUCAAACGGUGUAUGGAAUCGACGGGAGUGGAAAUGUUUAUAAGAAUGUUCCGGUCGAAUACUGACAUCAAAAGGCUCUUCGCGAAGUUCGGUCAUCUGAAGACAGAAGAAGAAAUGAGAAUGGACGAUAUUCUCGAGAAACAUGCAACUACUGUCAUGGCGACCGUGGACGAAGCAAUGAACAAUAUUGACAAUGUAGAUUUCGUAUUAACACUACUGAAACACCGUGGUAAUUACCACAAGAAAAUCCCGGGAUUUACGUCAGAAUUGUUCUGGGCGAUCGAGAUACCCUUCCUGGAGGCUGUAAAAAUAACUCUCGGAGACCGCUACAGUGAAAACAUGGACACUAUCUACAAAAUUACAAUCAAGUUUGUACUGCAAACGAUGGUAGAUGGAUACGAUACGUCCAACGCCGUGUCCUGAGGUCACGUGAUUAUGACCAUGUCGCUGUGGACGUACAAACGUGCCAACACGGUAAUAGACAAGCAUGAGAUAGUGGAUCUACCACGAUUUCUCCGGAAAUUUCCCGGAAAUUUGGCCUGCUGGCACGUGUAGCAUGUAGCUUUCAGGCUGGUGAUGGCUGUUGUAGAUCGGGAUAUACGACGCUUACCUAAGUGAUAUGGUUACAAGCAGUCGGCUAGGUUGUAGCACGAUUGUUCUGGGGCUGACAUAACCUUCUCGUAUUGUAUAGAUAAAGGGGUACGUGUCAGUUAUAAAAUGACCAUCUAGAGAAGAUCCCGCAAUGUGUUAUACAUUUGUACAGUCAUCCGCAGAACGGAAAACGUCCAUGGAUGAACGAGAACAUUGCGAAAAUGACUGCAUGAAUGAAUAUGUGAAAAGGUGUGGAUAUAAGCAGAUAUUGAAAGGAAUUUAAGGAGGCUUGAGUGCUCCAUGUUGUCGUAGCUAUAGACAUCUUCUGUACCGUAAUAUCAUGUUUUAAAUAAGUAUUAAGAGUUAUCUGACCUGGAUCUUAAAUACUUACAAAUGUACAUAACGGCUAUGAUCAGUUUGUGGGCAUAAUAUAAAAUGUAGCCCAUUUCCUCACACAUAAACACCAUAGAGAGAUAU